AUGGCCGCUCUCAGAAUACGAAAGACGUUCCGGUAUCCAGAAGACUCGGACGAUGACGCCCGUCAGGAAUUAGAUGAAGAAGAACAAGAGCGAAUCAUCAACGACUUGCGAUCGCGCGAUGAUGCGCGAAACGCUGAAUACAAACUCGUCUUCACCAUCGUUCCCCUCGUCUCUAUAGUCGCCUUCUUACCAGGCCUAUUCUCUUCUUCUGCAACAGCCUCAGAGAGGAUUAUUUCUUUUCUCAGUACUCUUUCCCUCCUCGCGAGUGCGUAUAUCAUGCGACAUAUCCCGCUUCCACGACCGGAUCCGAAGGAAAAGCGCCCAGUGAGGAAUCUGGGAUACCUCGAGCUUGUCAGGGAGCAUUUGGUUGCUGUUAAUGUGGGGCUUUGUGCGCUUGUCACCUUGCUUGCGUAUGCGACGGGUUAUGGCUAUGGGAUUAGUUAUGCUGGGGUGCCGCGGUUGUCGUAUCUUGUUCCUGGAGUUGUAUUCGGGAUUAUCUGCAUUACGCGGAAAUUGAUGCUUUCUGUCGAUGUGGGACAGCUGGAAAAUCUCAAGUAUGAUUAUAAGGGAGCUUAA
Messenger RNA from Paecilomyces variotii, 576 nucleotides. RefSeq lists its product as hypothetical. The coding region runs from base 1 to 576 and encodes 191 amino acids. The transcript has 4 exons. NCBI's taxonomy places the organism in Eukaryota, Fungi, Ascomycota, Eurotiomycetes, Eurotiales, Thermoascaceae. The record is from RefSeq and is a predicted model, not a curated record.